Messenger RNA from Penicillium macrosclerotiorum, 2205 nucleotides. RefSeq lists its product as uncharacterized. NCBI's taxonomy places the organism in Eukaryota, Fungi, Ascomycota, Eurotiomycetes, Eurotiales, Aspergillaceae. The coding region runs from base 1 to 2205 and encodes 734 amino acids. The transcript is spliced from 2 exons. Gene Ontology annotation, molecular function: lipid binding. The record is from RefSeq and is a predicted model, not a curated record.
AUGCCUUCCGAAACUGACCCUCUUCUCCCUCGCUAUGAGGAUGACACUGCCCGACAACGGCAGCUACACCAGAAGCUGCACUCCUAUCAAAUGCUGCGCGCCCUUUCUGAAGGCUACAUGCCGUCCACGGAGCAGACUAUUGUCAAUCUGCGCACCCUACUCGCCUCGGAUGUACUGAACCUGCGCAACCAGGACAUUGGCACGGUCGGUCGUGACCUCGUCCGUGACGCCCGCCUCUGGAUCCAAACCUUCAUCGAAUUCCUCAAUAAUAAGAAUGCCGAUGAUAAUCUGCAGGAAUUUCUAUGGCAUCUGUCGCGCGCACGGGUCGAGAUAGAUCGGUCGCAGAUCUCACAGCAAGCUGCGCAAGUUAAGGCGCGUGCCGAUACGAAAGCCGCAUACGAUAGCUUCCGCACCGUUGGCAGCUUACUUUUGACAAAUGCCGAUUUCCGUCUGUUUAUAGAUGAUAUUGCGACAGUUGGGCGGCAGAUCUUCGCAGAUACCGCGAGUUCAUUAGCGGAGACGUCCAAACAGGUUGCCGAGCAAGUCCAGCCUUCUGAAGAGGAACUGUACGCUAUAGAGGGUGCCGGCGCAGAUGAAGGACGGGCUCUAUCGAAAAAUGAAUUGAAGGAAGAAAUGGCACAGGUGAUCGAGGCUACUGGGAAGGGAAUAGCUCACACGGAGCAGGCGGCUGUGAAGAGCGCCAAAGAACAUUUGUCCGGUCGCGAACGAGAUACCCUUCUCUAUCGGCUCAAGAAGGCUGUUGAGAAAUUGAGAGAACGAACCGAUUACCAAGAUUCUGUCUCAACCAUCGUGCAGCUUUUCCAACGCUAUAUUGUUCUCUACUCCCGUGCUGCGGAAGAUACAGCCUCAGCUGCACAGGAAGAUCUUGAAUUCAAUUCAGACCUUAAGCAAGCAGUCGAUCAAUUUUGGGGUCUCUUGCGGUUGUUUGGGAACCCUCAAGAUUGGGAUCUUCUUCAAAAGCAGUUCCACAACGUUCUGAGCCAUGCAGAAAAGGACCCUGAAUUCGAAAGACUGAUGGGAGAAGUGGGCGGAUCUUUGCAGGACAUGCUCAUGGACCCGGAAUUUUUCGAUUCUGCUCCUCACAGAAUUGAAGAACUGGAACAACAGUCCGAGAAGGUCACUUCCGAGACUGGCCUCCGUAAAGAUGUGAACGAAUUCUUGGCCCAAGCCAAGCGGACGUUACGCAAUGUUCCUGAGGACCCUGCUGUGUCGAAGCUGGUCAAUGCGACCAAGAAGCUGCAUCAUGAUGCAUUCCAGGCUUACAACGAUAAGAAAAAUGAUCUCCCCGCUGACAUAGUCAAUGUUUUUCUUCCAGUUGUGCUGCGAGCCAUCCAAUUCAUUCCGAUACCCCGGCUGGAGGUAUCUGCACCCGAGAUGGAUCUACUUCUGGAGAAUUUGGUCCUGGAACCGGGCCACACAGUUAACUUCUCUUCUUUCCUUCCAUACCGCCUCAAUAUUCUCACCCGCAACGAUAUCAAUGUUGUUAAGAAGCAUUCUAAGCGAACUGAGACAUCUAUCAAAACCGCCUUUACAGUAACUGUCCAGGGCUUGAACAUCAGUGCGAAGGAUUUCGGAUACUGGCUACGGACCCAUACAGGUGUCUUCUUCCACUUGAAAGAUGAAGGUAUCGCCAGCUUCUUCCUCGACCGUCGUGGCAUUGACAUUUCUCUGGAUAUCGAAAUCGGCCGUGGCAGGCUAGAGCAAAUCUUUACUCUGUGCGGUGUACGCGUUCGCAUCCACAAGCUGGACUACAAGGUCUCGCAGAGCAAAUGGAAGUUCCUUCUCUGGCUGACCAAGCCCUUCCUGAAGCACCUUGUUCGCCGUGUCUUGGAAAAGAAAAUUGCCGAAGAGAUCGUGGCUGCAGCGUUUGCACUGAAUCGGGAACUCGUCUUUGCGCGUGAGCGGCUGCGUGCUGCGCGGAUCGCCAACCCACAGGACCUAGCUACUUUCGUGCGAGCUGUUAUUGCAAGAUUGAAACCGGCUGAUUCGGAUAUAGAAGCUCGAAUUGGCCUUGAUACCCCUGAGAGUGGCGUUUUCAAGGGUAUCUAUGCACCCGGGAGUAUUGUCAAGACCUGGCAUGAACAGGCUACUCGUGCCCAGGAGGCGAUCGAGGAUGGGGAUGAGACCCAUGGCUUGGGGUACACUUGGAGAAAUGAUAUCUUCAAUGUUUCUAGUGCUCGGUGA